AUGCCGCAGGAACAGCAGGUUCUUAACUUGUACGAUGUCUGGCAUACUUGCAAUAAGAUACGAGCCGCCGUAUUUCGCGUUGGACUCGAUCUUUGGGAGUAUUACAAGCCUCUGGAUCCCGAUAGACGUUUUUUAAUAUCAGAGUCCAAAUUUCUCUCCGUUUUGGCUGGACCACUAAAAGGCGUGAUUGGCUUAUCGGAUAAAGAAAUUUGCGAUCUGACGGAUUAUUUUCGAAUUCAGGACGGUCGGAUUCUUUAUUCGCAAUUUUGUGAAAUUAUUCACGACAGUGUUCCUAAUUUUGGAAAAAACAAGACUCUUAUGACCGGUUUAGAAUGGCAGAAUCCGCUGCAUGUAAAUACUUUGAGUGGCAUGGAAACACGAAAAUUGAAUUUGAUUAUCACUCAGAUCGCCGUGUUGGUGAGCAAAAAAAAAAUUGCUCUUCGGCCAUAUUUUCAAGAUUACGAGAAGAUCGCGAAGAAUGUUGACACAGUUAGUCUCGUCCAUUUUGGUCGAAUUUUAAAAUUUCUGGGCAUCGUCCUUGGCGCUGAGGAAUUUCGCCUGCUCGUAAAGAGAUUUUCCAAAGAUGAGUAUUUCGUAAAUUAUGUAGCGUUUGUAAAAGCUGUAGAUGAAGUUCAACAUUAUUUAGAAGGAUAUGGAUUGGUGAAUCUCAGUAAGGAGUUGCUCGAUCAAUUUCCCGGUCGAAUAAUUACGGCCAAACUGCCGAAACUCCCACGACUGGAAAUUGGUAAGAUUAUACCCAGUCAAGUCUUCGAUAAGCAAAUGGUGUUCCAUCCAGUGAUGGAAGAGGCGAAAGAGAUGCUUCCUACGCUGGAAAUCAUAAAACGCAUCCAGAGGCACAUUCUUGAGUACCGCAUACGCAUCCAUGAAUUUUUCAAGGAUUUCGAAUAUCUGAAUGUUGGUCGAGUGACUAUCCCACACUUUCGAAGAGCGCUGACCUCGCUUCAGAUUUCAUCUUUGGGCAGUCUUUGGCUGACUGAACCUGAAAUCGAUGCCUUAAUCGCUCUCUACAAGGAUCCAGAUGAUUCGGAUCACGUAUGUUGGCGUAUAUUUGAAGAUGAUAUAGAUCAGGUUUUUACCAUAAAAGGACUUGAUAAAUUGCCAAGCCUAAAAGUGGAAUCACCACCUCAAGAUAUAGCUGAAUUACCUCGAAAAGGUGUGCAAAGUUGGCAAUGCCAACCGAAGGAUAUAAGAGAACUUUGUGAAGAUAUCAUGCAGAGAAUAAGACAGCGAGUCGAAGAAAGAAGAAUUCUCUUGAAGCAAUUUUUCAAGGAUUACGACAAACACAAUUGCGGUCAUGUGACGCGAAUGCAAUUCAGACAAGUCCUUAUUAUGGCGACCAUACUCUUGUCUCCAGAAGAAGAGUUUGCUCUGGAAAAAAGAUAUAACGAUGAUAUGGGUUUUAACUACACUCGAUUUUUGCAGGAACUAGAAUUCCAACCGAUCGUGGAACCUUUAUAUUAUCGCAUGUUGGAGGAUAAAAAGAGACUUAACGCUGAAAGGCCACCGUCUGAACCUCACGAGGAUGAGACCAAUAUUGUAUUGAUUUUAGCUAAAAUUAAAGCUAAAGUUGUACGCGAAAGAAUUAAAGUCCUCGAAUUCAUGCGUCAAUUUGAUAGACACAACCAACUUGUCAUUUCGAAGUUUGAUUUUAUUAGAGGUCUAGAUCAGCUUCGUUGCGGUUUAACAACUGCAGAAAUAGAUACGAUUACAGAACUUUUUCAGGCGCCUCUAAAAUCCGAUUUCAUUGAAUACACUAAAUUCGCGACAAUUGUGGAAGAAGCCGUUGCGACUGGGUGUUUGGAAAAAGUUCCUCUUGUGGUUCCCUUGCAACAUGUGCCUUCCGAGGCGAAUAGCAAAACUUUCCUGAAUUUUGACGAACGACAGAAGGUAGCCACCGCGUUGGAUAAACUGUGUCAAGUGCGGAGUCCGAACCUGGAGGAAGUCUUUAAAGAUUACGAUAAAGAGAAUACCGGCACGGUUUCUAAAGGACAAUUGAUCAGAACAUUAUCGGUUAGACGAAUGCUAGAACUCAUCAAUAACAAUGAGUUGGAUGCUAUAUACAAGUGCUUCUCCAUUGAGAGAAAUAACCGCUUGGAGUUCAAUUAUCGAACCUUCCUGUGCACUUUGUAUCUGUCACAAGAGAAUAAAAAAAAGACCUUAUAGAAGGCGUAGAUGGCCUAUAGAUGCAAAUUCGGACAUUGAGAAUAUAUCUUUGCUGUUAUCUAUUAUACCAUAAUGUUGUAUAUUAUGUUAAACAGUUUAAGAAAGUGAAAUUACAAUGCCUUAGUUGUAAUAAGGAACAUUAUAAGUCUCACACUCCUUUGAGUAUUGAUAU
Atta colombica is the source of this 2356-nucleotide messenger RNA. RefSeq lists its product as uncharacterized. Gene Ontology annotation, molecular function: calcium ion binding. NCBI's taxonomy places the organism in Eukaryota, Metazoa, Arthropoda, Insecta, Hymenoptera, Formicidae. The coding region runs from base 1 to 2184 and encodes 727 amino acids. The transcript has 12 exons. The record is from RefSeq and is a predicted model, not a curated record.